AUGAGAGCCUUAGCCUCGAGUGGGCCUUUGGCUUGCACAAGGAUUUUAGGUCCGUUAUUCAUAAUCUCAGCUCCUCUCCCACGGAGCGGGUGGUGUUCUACACCAUUGGGCACUAUUGGUAUCAUCUACGAUGCGGUGCUUAACACUCAGCGUCACCUGAUGGGGCACCGUCACACGAUUGUUGCCUCCGCAUGCAGUCGUAGCCGACGCUUCAUUGUGACAGCGGACAACGGCUCCAGUGAAGCGAAUAAAUCCCCCUGGGGCGAGGCGUUUUUGGUUAACGGCAGCCAGAAGCAUCCGGGGAUGACGAGCACUGGUGUGGAGCGGCAUGACCAGCAGGGCGAGAAUAACGCUGAGUAUGACAGCUCGCUGAUGAUCAUCUGGGAUGCGCAGACGGGUAUUCCGGUGCGUACAAUAUUGACAGGCCUUUACGGUGGGGUUAUGGCAUGUGCUAUGAGUCUGGAUGGCAUGUACAUAGCAACACUGAAUCACCGCAUCCCGCAGGAGAUUAUGCUCUGGGGAUGGACCUCAGAGACGGAGAUUGAUGACGGCCGUGGUGUCACCGACACCCUCAUCGGCGAACUCGCGCUGGUCAGCAACACUGUGCCGGAGUACUGCCGCUUGAUUCCAGCCCAAGACAAGCAAACUUCCAUUCGCUUCUCCGAAGAUGAUCCACACCUUGUGGUGACGAAUGGGCUGCGUCGUGUGCUCUUCUGGUCCUGGGCGGAGCGCGAGCUAAAGUACUAUUCCCCACCUAUUUUGGCAAAGAACCUGAAAGUGUCCGUUGGCAACUUUACGCAAACGAUGUUUGUUCCUGGCACCAGCAUGGCCUGUAGCGGGACGGUCGAUGGAGAUGUGAUUCUGUGGGAGGUGCAGCCACGUGAUCGGGUCACGAAGGAGCAGGACAAGACGAUGCUAAAGAUGGUGCGGAUUCAUUCCUCUGGGGUCUCGUUUCUGACGUGGUCAAGUGGCUACAUUGUCUCUGGAGGCAUGGACGGGCAUGUUAAGUUCCUCGAUCCGAAACUGCGUCUGGUGGCGUGGUUUGAGGACCUUAACGGUGGAGCAGUGACAUCUAUCAGUUUUGACCGCCCCCCCAUAGUUGCCCCACUAGUGAUGGAUGAGUUGCGCAGAGAGUUCAAGGCAUCCACACAGAAAAAGGCUGCACUUGGCAGAACACUUGCAGUGGAGGAAUUCUCGGCACCCAAUUUUAUGAUCUCCACUGCCCAUGCUAUGAUCGUUGACGUGGCGAGUAAGGCGUUCCAUGGCGGGAAUCCAGAGCUGCUUCGUGGCAAGCUUAUUGUGCAGGGGCAGGAAAAGGGCAUUCAGUGCCUUGCAGCUCAUCCGAAGCUUGCACGGAUUGCCGUGGCAGGGCAUAGCGGCCAUGUGCAUGUAUGGGACUACGUUGCAAAACAGGUGUUGGUCCUCAGUAUUUUUCACGGCAUACAAAUUAGUUGCAUGGCGUAUGACCCAAAGGGAGAGUACCUUGUCCUUGGCUGUUGCAAUGGCAUUGUGAAGUUUCUCAAUGCCAAUACAUUGGAGGAGAAGAAGACGAUUAGGCCCAAGCGGUGUGACUGUGUCACACGUAUGCUCUUCUCAGACGAUGGUGAUCGUCUCGCCACAGGGGACGCCAGCGGGUGUGUGAGUCUGUACGAAUUCAAUCACCCUCAGGGCAACAUGACGAAGCCCAUGGAGUGGGAUAUCGUGGGUCGUCACAAGACGCAUAGGGGGGCCAUUUCUGGGCUUCAGUUCGGUGACGACUUCGGCUUGCCACGCCUUCUCUCUGUUGGGGAGGACAAACGGCUUGUAGAGUAUGAUUUAAUGAACUCCGAGCCGGAGUCAGGCUUGCUUGUGCGGACGGCACACAAGAUUACACAGGGCGCCUCCCCCACCGGAUUUCUGUGGGUGCAAGAAAGUGGUGUUACGAAAGACAUGAAACGCCGCAGGCAGGGUGAUGAAGCCGACAUCGACGAUUUCCUGCUUGUGUCAACCAACGACUACAAAAUCACAGUGUUUUUAAGCGAUUGGAGCCGUCAGUGCAUCAAGUCUGUGCUGGCACCAACGUUUGGAGGUCCUGUAGCGGAGAUGUUUACGGUGCCCUCGCUUCCAGGGAGUGAGCAAACGUGUUUGUUCUAUGCCACUCGGGAGAAGGUGAUUGGCCUGAUACGACUGCCGCUGCUCGGUGACCCAUGCAUGUCGACGGGGUUUGUGGCGCACCCAGGCACGAUCACAAGCGUGGCAAGGUCGUACGACGGUGCUUUCGUCUUUACCGCUGGCGGCGAUGACCAGUCCGUGAUGCAGUGGCGCGUGAAUGGGGAGAAGAUUGUGCCCCAUGCUGACACCGCACUGGCGGAGACCGCCUCCACUGAAAAUGGGGACGAGGUCCCAUUGGAUCACCUUAUAGCCGCCGUCGAGGGCGGACGUGAGGGACAAUUUAUGCGUGAAAUUGUGGACUACUUUUACUACGCUCAGAUUCGACUUCAGGGGGAGGAGACAACCGCAAAGCGUGAGUUGCUAGGGGCGGUUCCCUUCUCGCAGCUUCCGAACCUUUUCCGCGCUCUCGGGUACUACCCGUCGGAGCUAGAGAUUGGUCGCCUGACGUACGAGGUGGCAAACAUUUACGGUCCAGAGGAUGAACCAGUGGAGGAGUGUGACGUGGGUUGCAUUCCGCUAAAGUUCUCGCAGUUUAUGCGCCUGUACGUGAAUUACCGACCCGUUUACGGCAUCGCACGCCAAGAUAUUGAGGCCGCCUUCCUGGCACUCGGGGCGGACGCGGUCACUGGCCAAAUCACAAGGGAUGUUCUCUUUAAGCUGCUGAGCACGCAUGGUGAGCCUUUGCAGCAGGAGGAGAUUUCGGCGGGGCUACGAUCACUGCUUGGCGAAGGGGUGCGCCUUGAAAUGCUUGAGGACACCAUCACGGCCCGCGCCUUUGCGGAGAAUCUGCUUGGAUUUGAGGAUUACGACACCUUGGGCACGGAAGAGAAUGCGGUGGAAGUGCAGGACAAUAACGAGGAGGAAACGUUAGUGGGUGACUAA
Trypanosoma rangeli is the source of this 3033-nucleotide messenger RNA. RefSeq lists its product as uncharacterized. Lineage: Eukaryota; Euglenozoa; Kinetoplastea; Trypanosomatida; Trypanosomatidae. Gene Ontology annotation, cellular component: motile cilium. The transcript has a single exon. Gene Ontology annotation, molecular function: protein binding. The record is from RefSeq and is a predicted model, not a curated record. The coding region runs from base 1 to 3033 and encodes 1010 amino acids.